Messenger RNA from Panonychus citri (citrus red mite), 3015 nucleotides. RefSeq names its product lipoyl synthase, mitochondrial-like (gene Las). Gene Ontology annotation, molecular function: lipoate synthase activity; 4 iron, 4 sulfur cluster binding. Gene Ontology annotation, cellular component: mitochondrion. Gene Ontology annotation, biological process: lipoate biosynthetic process. The record is from RefSeq and is a predicted model, not a curated record. Lineage: Eukaryota; Metazoa; Arthropoda; Arachnida; Trombidiformes; Tetranychidae.
GAUUGUUAUUCAUUUUGAAUUUUAUGUUUAAGGAAAAUUAAUUCUAAUUGUUGUUAAUUGUUUUACUUUGUUUUGUUUAUCUAAUGAAGGAUUUAGUGAUUUCAAUUUCUUCGUCGUCGAUUGAAUUGAUUCUGUUAUCAGUAACACGUUCAGUGUUUGAGUUUUCCUUCAAGUGAUUUUAUCAAUUUGAUUUUAUCCUUUGAUUAACCUUCACUUUGAUUAUUUUGGUUAAUUGUUAUUCUGUUGCUGUUUUUUAGAUUUUUGCUAAUUGCUGGCAAUUAGAUCUUAUUCUAAUGGUCAAUUUGAUCGUUUCUGGCUAUCGGUUUUAACUACGCAUGGUGUUAAUUAUCAGCUGAUGUUCAUUUGUUGUCAUUUUAUUUUCUACUCUUGUUUGUAUUGAGUAUAAAUUUUAAUUCCCCUUUUUUUUGAAUUGUUUUUCUUGUCCUUGUGUUUUAAUUAUGUUAUUAGUCAAUUCCAGGACUGGUUGUUUUGCCAAAUGUACUAUUCUGCAACAAAAGAUCACUCCAAUAGCUUCAGAGUAUUUACAAAUCAUCCGAAAGGAAUCAACAUCUAGUCAAUCAUCAUCAUCAACUCAUUCUCGUUUGGAAAAGCUUAGAGAACAAUUAAAAGCUGAAAAUUUAUCAAUUUCUAAUUCAACUGUUAAUGUGAAUCCUACCAAAAGAAAUCAUGUUCGACUUCCAUCAUGGUUAAAGCAAAAAAUUCCAAUUGGAAGUAAUUACAAUCGUUUGAAAGACAAUUUGAGAUCGUUAAACUUACACACCGUUUGUGAAGAAGCCAAAUGUCCAAAUAUUGGUGAAUGUUGGAAUGGCGGAGAAAACAAUACACCAACUGCAACAAUUAUGCUUCUCGGCGAUACUUGUACCCGUGGAUGUCGAUUCUGUUCAGUAAAAACCUCCCGAAAACCUCCUCCACCUGAUCCAAAUGAACCUUAUAAUACAGCAAAGGCGAUUUCCCAAUGGUCUCUAGGUUAUGUUGUCCUUACCUCGGUUGAUCGAGAUGAUUUACCGGACGGAGGAUCUAAACAUUUUGCUGAAACUGUUAAAUUAACCAAGCAAAUGAUGCCCUCACUGUACAUUGAAUGUUUAACCCCUGAUUUCCGAGGUGAUUUAGAUGCAGUUGAAAGAGUUGCCCUGUCAGGACUUGAUGUUUAUGCUCAUAAUUUGGAGACAGUAAGAGAAUUACAAAAAUCGGUUCGUGAUCACCGAGCUAAUUAUGACCAAUCAAUGACGGUACUUAAGCACGCAAAACAGGUUCGUCGUGAAUCUGAACCUGUGAUAACAAAAACAUCGUUAAUGUUGGGACUUGGAGAGACGGACGAUGAAGUUAAAUCAGUUCUAGACGAUUUAAGGACUAACGAAGUGGAUGUGGUAACUUUUGGACAAUACAUGCAACCAACAAAGAGACACCUAAAAGUGGUCACCCAUGUAGAACCUGAGAAAUUUCAAUUCUGGGAAGAUUAUUCAAAGAAAUUAGGAUUUCUCUAUGUAGCCAGUGGCCCAUUAGUCCGAUCAUCAUACAAGGCUGGUGAAUUUUUCAUCAAAAACAUCCUUGAUAAACAAAGAAACAACCACAAAGGCCAAUAACAAUCAACAAAGAAAUCAAAACAACUAUUUUCCUUAAAAAUCAUCACCUAAUAAUUAUAUCAUGAUAACAAACAGCAAACCAUUACUAGGAAAUUCACUAUACGAUUAAUUUACAGUACUAGUUAAUCUAAUUAACUUUCUCUUGUCUACCAUUAACCUUGUCCUCUUCAUCAUCUCUAUUAGACAACUUAAUCAGUGACAAUGAUUGAAAAUAUCACCCCAAUUGUGUGUGUGUUUAAAUUUUUCACCCCAUAAAUUAGUUAACUAUCAUUUGCUGUUUGUUUAUUGAUGCUAAUUAAUACAAAGUGAUAUUUAACAAACCCUAAAUGAUUAAUUGUAAUGUAAUACAUGUUGUUAUUUUCAUUGUAUUGUUGCAAAUAAGAGAUUUAUAACAACAAGAAAAGGAAACGUCCAUUGUGAUAAUUGAAUUUCCUGAAUUACAUUUACACCCAGCGAUUAUAUUACAAUACAAAAGACAAGGAAUCAAGAAGGAGACAAAUCAAAGAUAUUAACCAACUAAUCAAAGACUCUCUCUCUCUCUAUCUCCUGUUGAUCAACUAAUUCAUUUAAAAAGAUGAACUCUCCCAAAAUGGAUAAAAGAUGAAAGAUAAAUCAAAACAAAUUGAACAAAUGAUUAAGCCUUAAUUGUCCAUCGAAAUCAAUUGGUGUUAAAUCGUAUUUCAAGUACAACAAUAAUCACCCAUUAUCCUGUAAAUUAAAUUCAAGAAGCUGAUUAGUUUUGGAUCUAAAUUGAUGAUUUAUCAUCAAUACACACUCACUAAUCGUAUCAUCAUCAACAUAAUCAUCAAAUUACACGAAUCAAGUCAAGGAGUUAAGAAAGGAACCCAAAAAGAAACUAAUGUAAAGAAUAUGUUGACGGAGAGAGAAAUAAGAAGAAGAAAAAAGAGAUUCAAGAAUUUCAUCCAUGGAUAAAGUGAAUUAUCUCUCGGAAGAUAAUGAUUAUAAUUUCAACAUUUUCUCAUCAUCAAUGGAAGAGGAAAAGAGGGAGAAAAUUACAAGAAGAUUACACGAAUACAAAGAUAUAUAUGAUUCCAUUAAUCUAUGGAAGGAAAAGAAAUACUCAAAUGGUUAAAUAUUGCUCUUGAAUUUAUCAUCAUUUUUUUUCCUAUGGAAUAAAAAAUAUACACAAUAUUAUGUAUCCAUAGGAAUGAGAGGAAAGUAUUACAAGUAAUCAAAUUUAACAGGCCUUAUACUCUAUCAAACCAUAGGAAAAAUAAGGAAAAUUAAUCCAAAUAAAUUGACACCAACACACCAUUAACAUGGGGAAUCUCAUCAUCCACCUUCACAUUGUAAUCUUAAGCUUCCACCUUGAUGCUCAUCAUUGUGACUAUCAAAGUAGCAAUAGUUUACAUCUAAAUGAUGUUACGAUCUAUUGAAAGUAAUUCUUUUA